Messenger RNA from Clonostachys rhizophaga, 4392 nucleotides. The record is from the annotation of a GenBank genome assembly. Lineage: Eukaryota; Fungi; Ascomycota; Sordariomycetes; Hypocreales; Bionectriaceae.
AUGGUGAUCCCGGUUAGGCUACUGCGCCUUGUAGCCUUCUCAUCCUUCUUGGCCCCUCUAAGUCGCGUUGCUGCUCUGGUGCUCCAUCAGGACGGAAAAGCGGAGGAUGCCCCUGAUAAGCUUGAGCCCAUCGCCGUUUUGGUGCUUCAUCAGGAGGGAAAAGUAGAUGAUGACCGGGACUCUUUUGAGUCCGUCACUAGUACAAGCCACGAUUAUGUCGAGCCCGCCACCAAUGAAGGCCCGGUCUACAUCGAGUUGAUGGCUGAUAUAGGCCCGGACUACGUCGAGUCCACCAUAGAUGAAGGCUCGGACUAUCUAGAGCCUAUCAUCGGUCCAAGCCUAGAUUCUACCGCACCCGCUCCUGGUAUAGCCUUGGAAGGAUGGAGGAAGUCGUCCAAUAAGGAGUCCUCUACACAUAUUGUAGAGCAUUACAACGUCAUCAUUUUGGACUCAACAAGACGUGGGAGUGGACGCUCCCGAGCACGAGCACGAGGGCGAGUACGUGAACGUGGCCGAGGUCGAGCGCGUGGACAAGUACAGGAGCAUGUAUUAACGACACCGGUAUUGGACACACCCGUAGAUAUCACGAAGAGUUCUCCGAAAAAGGCAACUCCCUACGGUAGCAAGACCAUCCAACUUGCUUAUGCAGACGGGCCUACUGGACCUCCUGGACCUCCUGGACCGCAAGGUCCGAGAGGCAAUCCGGGGCCGUCCGGACCAACCGGACCUCAGGGGCCCCGUGGGCCGGCUGGUCCCCAAGGCCUAAAGGGAAACGUCGGUUCGCAGGGCGUCAAAGGUGACAUCGGCACCCAAGGCCCCAAGGGAGACAUCGGUGCGCAAGGCCAAACUGGAAUCACAGGUCAGCAAGGCCCCAAGGGUGAAGCAGGAUCUCAGGGCCCGAAAGGCGAUGCUGGAGCGCAGGGCCCCAAGGGAAAUGUCGGAGUUCAAGGCAUCAAGGGCGAUACUGGUGCUCAGGGCCCGAAAGGCGACACUGGUGGCACAGGUGGCCAGGGACCAGUUGGCCUCACAGGUAGUGCUGGACCUCAGGGUGCUCCAGGCGCUCAGGGAUUGACGGGCCCGAAAGGCGAGGCUGGUUCUCAAGGCCCUCAAGGUCUUCAAGGAACGACUGGCGUGAAAGGCGACACCGGUGCUCAAGGCCCAAAGGGUGACGCUGGCGCACAAGGUCUUCAGGGUCUUCAAGGUGCGAAUGGUGUUAAAGGCGAUACUGGUGCUGCUGGCCCUACUGGCCUAACCGGUCCUCAAGGCCCCAAAGGUAACACUGGUUCAAUCGGGCCUCAGGGUCCUCAAGGGGCGAAUGGUGACAAGGGAGAAGUCGGCCCAGCGGGUCCAAUUGGUCUUGCUGGUUCACAAGGUCCCAAAGGAGACAUCGGUCUCCAAGGACCAAAGGGUGAUAAUGGCUUGACCGGACUGCAGGGUCCUCAAGGCCCCAAUGGUGUCAAAGGCGACACUGGCCUGCAAGGGCCCCAGGGACCAAAGGGAAGCACUGGUGAGAAAGGAGACGUUGGCCCUCCAGGAUCUCAAGGGCCUCAAGGACUCCAGGGGCUCAAUGGUGUGAAGGGUGAUAUUGGCCUCCAAGGACCACAAGGAACCAAGGGCGACGCGGGACUUCAGGGCCCCAAAGGCGACACCGGCAAUCAGGGUCCCAAAGGCGAGACAGGCUCUCAAGGACCUAAAGGCGCCGUUGGAGCUCAAGGCCUAAAAGGUGAUGCUGGUGCCCAGGGACCAAAAGGAGAUACAGGCGGUAUUGGUGGUGUAGGGCCUCAGGGACCCCAAGGACCACAAGGAGAAAAAGGUGACCCAGGGGUUGCAGGAACUCAAGGCCUUCAAGGGCCACAGGGCCUCACUGGGCCAAAGGGUGACUCUGGCCUCCAAGGUGUCCAGGGAGCGACAGGAGGUGUAGGACCACAAGGCCCCAAGGGAGAAACUGGCUCCCAAGGCCUCAAGGGUGACGCUGGCUCUCAAGGUGUCCAAGGUCUACAGGGGCUGCCAGGAUCUCAAGGUCCGACUGGACCCAAGGGAGAUACUGGAGCUCAAGGUAUCUCAGGACCCCAAGGCCCUCAAGGCUUAACAGGAGCAACCGGCGAAAAGGGUGAUACUGGUUCACAAGGCCUUCAGGGAGUCAAAGGAGAUCCCGGCCCCCAAGGCCCGAAAGGUGACAUUGGGUUUGAGGGACCUCAAGGACCUCAGGGACCAAUAGGACUAAAGGGUGACACUGGCGGACAGGGCCCGAAAGGCGAUAUUGGUUUUCAAGGUCCCCAAGGCCCUGAAGGGCCACGAGGGCCUCAAGGCUUUCAAGGCAUUCAGGGACUUCAAGGUCUUGAAGGAGAGAAGGGCGACACUGGUGCUAUCGGCCUUCAAGGGCCUCAAGGUCUUGCUGGAUCACAGGGAAUACAAGGAGAUACUGGCGAGAAAGGUGACACCGGAUCGCAGGGACCUAAAGGCGACACUGGUGCUCAAGGCCCUCAAGGGCUCCAGGGACUUACUGGCCAGAAGGGAGAUAUUGGCUUACAAGGCCCCAAAGGAGACCCUGGCUCUCAAGGCUCUCAGGGAAUUGAAGGGCCUCAAGGAGACAAAGGCGAUACUGGCUCACAAGGCCUGAAAGGCGACACUGGAGCCCAGGGAACUCAGGGAAUCAAGGGGGACACCGGCGCCCAAGGUCCCCAAGGUGUGAAGGGUGACGUUGGAAUACAGGGAGUAAAGGGUGACACUGGCUCACAGGGCGUCAAAGGUGAUACUGGAGCUCAGGGUCUCAAGGGAGAUCCUGGUGUACAAGGCCCUAAGGGAGAUGCCGGCGCACAGGGCUUGAAGGGGGAUAUUGGUGCUCAAGGCCCAACUGGCAGUACUGGCGCCCAAGGCCCAAAAGGCGACACCGGCUCUCAAGGUAUACAGGGAUUAGCUGGUGACAAGGGAGAAAUUGGCCCGCAAGGCACACAGGGUCUAACUGGUCCAAAAGGCGACGUAGGCCCUCAAGGACUCCAAGGUUUAACUGGUCUGAAAGGAGAUGUUGGUUCUCAAGGCCCUCAAGGCCUGACCGGCUCUCAAGGUCCAGCCGGAAUAGCUGGUGCCAAAGGCGAUACUGGACUAACGGGUCCAAAGGGCGACACUGGGUUGCAAGGUAUACAAGGGCCUGCAGGUCCGAAAGGUGACGCCGGAGCAGCUGGUAUCAAGGGCGAUAUUGGUGCACAGGGCCCCCAAGGCUUGACUGGCCUGAAAGGCGAUACCGGUGCUCAAGGUCCAGCAGGCUUGAAAGGUGAUACUGGCGCCCAGGGCCUUACUGGACUGAAAGGAGAUACCGGUUCGCAAGGCGUGAAGGGUGACACGGGUGAGCAGGGUCUGAUCGGCCCAACUGGCUCAGCAGGACCAAAGGGCGAUACCGGCGCGCAAGGCGCUCAGGGACCUAUUGGUUUACAAGGUCCUCAAGGUUUAGCUGGCCCUAAGGGCGAUACGGGCCCUCAGGGAGUCCAGGGCUUAGCAGGUGUGAAGGGUGAUGCCGGCAUCCAGGGCCCCAAGGGCGAAACAGGCUCUCAGGGCCCCAAGGGCGACACUGGCGCACAAGGUCUCCAAGGCGCGGCUGGUGUGAAAGGUGACACUGGGGCUGCCGGCCCUAAAGGUGAUGCUGGCGCCCAAGGUAUCACUGGUAGCACUGGGCUGAAAGGAGAGAUUGGCCCUCAAGGGUCGAAGGGUGAGACAGGCGAGAGGGGUAUCCAGGGUGUUGCCGGUGUGAAGGGCGAUACAGGAGCGACUGGCCCCAGGGGCGACGCUGGUGCGGCCGGACCCCAAGGCCUUGUAGGCCCAACCGGCAAUACUGGGCCUCAGGGUCCUACUGGACCAACAGGUGCCGUUGGAGCGACCGGCGCGACUGGUGCUCAAGGCUUGAGGGGAGAGACCGGAGCUGCGGGUCCGGCGGGUCCGACUGGGCCGACGGGGCCGACCGGAGCAACGGGGGCGAUCGGCCCCGCCGGAGCUACUGGAGCAACCGGCCCUCAAGGCCUCAGGGGUGAGUCCACCUCCUCGUACUCGGCCACUUACGACUACCUUGGAUGCUUCCCCUCCACAUUACUGAGCGGAAAAUGGGGAUUUAGUGGCACUGUUUGGACCCAGACAUUGACAGGAACAAUCGAUGACUGCGCUGCUUACUGCACCACUGUUCAAGGCACCGGUGCUCCCACCCAGUUCUUUUCCCUGGGAACAGUGGGGGGGCUCGGGGUACUUGGAUAUCAGUGUACGUGUGGAAACGCUUUCCCAGACACUAGCACGGCCGAUGAGAAGAGGAACACUUGCAAUAGUCCAUGCAAGGUGGGCACUGGCGGCCGCACUAUUUAUUGUGGUGCCGUGCUGGGCACAAUGGUGUCCGUCUUUGCGGCGGUUUAG